UGUCACUUGCAGGGGCAGCCAUCUUGGUGGUCCUUGUAAUAAUACCGUCCGACUGGAAACACGUUCAAACGGGAACUAUUUUUCCACUGGGAGCUACAAGAAAUUUAACACUGCAAACUGCAUCACGGAGUUGUCACUUUUUAAAGUGAAAGAAAAAUCAAAAUACAUAAUAAGAUGUCUGCAGACGCCGUCACCCUGGAUCUGCUGAGAGAAGCCAGGGAGACGGUCAAAGGCAGCCCACUGGGUGUCAUCAACACUCCCAUGAUCCCCUGGUGCCAGACAACCCUGCCUCUGGACAUCCAAUGCAACAUCCACAUCAAAUUGGAGAACAUGCAGAGAACCGGCUCGUUCAAGAUCCGUGGAGUGGCCAAUCAAUUUGCCAGGAGAGAGAAGGGUGGUCAUUUUGUCACAAUGUCUGCUGGGAACUAUGGGAAGUCUUUUGCGUAUGCCUCAAAACAUUACGGGUCAAAGGGCAAGGUGGUGAUGCCGGAAACAGCCCCUGUGUCCAGAUCCAUCCUCAUACAGAGUUUUGGGGUAGAGGUAGAGAGAGUCCCCACUUCCUGUCUGAUGGAUGUAGUGACCCGCUGUGUUCAGGAGCACAACAUGACCUUCCUGCACUCCUUUGAUGACUUGGAUCUUAUAGCAGGACAUGCCAGUCUAGGUAUGGAGGUGCUGGAGGUGAUGCCUGAGCCUGAUGUGGUGGUAGUGUGCUGCGGUGGAGGGGGGCAGCUGGCUGGUGUGGCCGCUGCCAUCAAACUAUCAGGUUGUGAUAAGACCAGAAUCUAUGGUGUGGAACCAGAAGGAGCUUGCACCAUGUACAAAAGCUUCAUUGAGAAGAAGCCAGUGGGCAUGGACACCAAGAGCAUCGCCUCAGGACUUGCACCCCCAUUUGCGGGCAAACUUCCCUUCGAGCUAUGUCAGCGUUACGUUGAGGGGAUUGUCCUUAUAAACGAUGAAGAGAUCAAGGCGGCGGUUUCCACCCUCUACAGCUCCGGCCUCGUGGUGGAGGCGUCAGGCUGCGCUGCAUUUGCCGCCAUCGUUAACAACAAGAUACCCGAGCUAGAGGGGAAAAACGUGGUGUGCAUCCUCAGUGGAGGGAAUAUCGGGAAAGACGAGCUUGCCAACUUCCCAGGAUGACAAACGUACACAAGCAUGAUGUGACUUUUCUUUGUGUAACACAAACAAAACAACUCAGGGCUUCUGAUUUGGAAAUACGUAAUCAUUUCAGUGCCAUUUUGUCUGUAAAUGUAAUUACUCUACUAUAUGAAGCAGUGUGAUUUCACUUGCCUCAUAAAUCAUGAUGAAAUAUGUUUAUCUAUGUAACGUAACAAGAAUGAGGUGCUGCAUUA
Messenger RNA from Eleginops maclovinus (Patagonian blennie), 1349 nucleotides. It is a transcript of the gene srr, whose product is annotated as serine racemase. Gene Ontology annotation, biological process: L-serine catabolic process; L-threonine catabolic process. NCBI's taxonomy places the organism in Eukaryota, Metazoa, Chordata, Actinopteri, Perciformes, Eleginopidae. The transcript is spliced from 7 exons. The record is from RefSeq and is a predicted model, not a curated record. Gene Ontology annotation, molecular function: threonine deaminase activity; pyridoxal phosphate binding; L-serine ammonia-lyase activity. Bases 175 to 1137 code for a protein of 320 amino acids.